Panicum hallii is the source of this 1333-nucleotide messenger RNA. RefSeq names its product isopentenyl phosphate kinase. Lineage: Eukaryota; Viridiplantae; Streptophyta; Magnoliopsida; Poales; Poaceae. Bases 11 to 1153 code for a protein of 380 amino acids. The transcript is spliced from 12 exons. Gene Ontology annotation, cellular component: cytosol. Gene Ontology annotation, molecular function: kinase activity. The record is from RefSeq and is a predicted model, not a curated record.
UCUGAACCGGAUGCCCCACCAGCCCACCAGGCCACCACCACCGGUCCGGCAGUCCGUCCACCAGACUACCACACUACACAACGCGACGCGGCGCGGCGCUCAGAUUGCAGACCGCAGGAGUGAAGCAUCCAUGGCGGAAGAGGCAGCGCAGGAGCAGCCGAGGCCCACGGCGCCCCGCCCGGUCCGCUGCAUCGUAAAGCUAGGUGGAGCGGCGAUCACGAACAAGGGAGAGCUGGAGAGCAUCAACGAGGAGAGCCUGCGGUCGGCGUGCGCGCAGCUGCGGCAGGCCAUGUCCGAAUCCGAAGGCGAUGGCGCCCCGGAGAAGGUUCUGGGGAUGGACUGGAGCAAGAGGCACGGCGAUCCGGCCGACCCGGCCGUGGACGCGGAGUGGAUCGCGGGGAUGGCUGGGCUCGGGCUCGACACCAAUUUCAUCGUCGUCCACGGCGCCGGGUCUUUUGGCCACUUCCAAGCAAGUAGAUCUGCAGUUCAUAAAGGAGGGCUGCAUUCGACACUGGUGAAGGCUGGCUUUGUCGCUACAAGAAUUUCAGUCACUUCUCUUAACCAGGAAAUUGUUAGAGCCUUGGCCAGAGAAGGAAUACCAUCUGUUGGGAUGUCACCAUUUGCUUGUGGGUGGUCUACCAGUCAAAGAAAACUUGCAUCAGCUAAUGCUUCUCAAAUAAUUCAGUCACUCCAUGCUGGCUUUGUCCCUGUUUUGCAUGGAGAUGCUGUUCUAGACGAAUUGCUGGACUGCACCAUAUUGAGUGGGGAUGUCAUUAUACGGCAUCUUGCGCAACUUCUAGGUCCGAAAUAUGUUGUAUUUCUGACAGAUGUCCAUGGAGUAUAUGAUCGCCCUCCAACUGACCCAAAUGCAGUACUUCUGAAGGAGAUAGAGGUGGAUGAUAAAGGAAUCUGGUCUAUUGUAAAACCUGCAUUACUGCAAGGCAACAAUAAAGGAGUGGAGAUAUCAGUAGCUGCACAUGACACCACUGGCGGAAUGGAGACCAAAAUACUGGAAGCUGCAGUGAUAGCUAGGCUUGGAAUUGAUGUUUACAUUACAAAGGCUGGAACGGAACACUCGCUGAGGGCUUUAAAGGGUGAUGUGAGCUCGGACUCUGAAGACUGGCGUGGAACCAUUAUACGCGCUUCGAAAUAGAUUUUAUUUAUUGCAAAACAUUCGACGUUGACUAGCGAAUUUUUUGUAACACUGUUAUAUGAUAGCUGGUGAGCGUUCUAUUUCUUCCUAACUGUGAUUACAUAUUGGUCAAAUGCGUCAGUUUGAUGUUACAAAUUGAGCUCAGUAACUUUUAUUUGGUUGAUAAAAGUAUCGAUUGCA